Molecule: messenger RNA, 3607 nt
Organism: Siniperca chuatsi (mandarin fish)
Lineage: Eukaryota; Metazoa; Chordata; Actinopteri; Centrarchiformes; Sinipercidae
Gene: spire2
Product: spire-type actin nucleation factor 2
Exons: 15
Coding region: 171-2639 (822 amino acids)
Biological process (GO): actin filament network formation; actin filament polymerization; Golgi vesicle transport
Cellular component (GO): cell cortex; cytoplasmic vesicle membrane
Molecular function (GO): actin binding
Source: RefSeq, a predicted model, not a curated record
UUUAAUAUGGCUACCUUGACAGCGCUGUGGUAACGAGGUGCUGCUGCGGUAGCUGAGCAGAGGUACGCGUUAAGCAGAGGACAGGAGACUGGGCCGAACAUGAGACAGCGGACAGCAUAAAUGGCCUCGUUGCUUACGGAGUGAAGGAUGGGCUUCACGGUAUCGCAGCCAUGGCCAGAUCCACCAACAGAAGCGCCGAGGACGGGGACUCACGGGUAACCGCCCCCACGGACCGCGGAGAGGCGCGGGACCUGGCCGAGCCCCGGGAACUGUCUCUGGAGGAGGUGCUGAAGUCCUACGAGCAGCCCAUCAACGAGGAGCAGGCAUGGGCGGUGUGCUACCAGUGCUGCAGCGGGCUGAGGGUGCCCCGCCCGCCGGCCGGGAGAGUCAGCCGGGUGAAGGACCCGUCCUCCAUCCUCCUGCACAGGGACGGAACCGUGUCCUUACAGCAGGAGCCCCGACACAACGAUGACACUGAUGGGCCUCUUCUUCCACUUGCUACAGAGCGUCAGCUGGUCCAGUCGCUGGGUGUGGCCAUAUACCGAGCUCUGGACUGGGGGCUGGACGACAGCGAGGAGCGGGAGCUUAGCCCACAGCUGGAGCGCCUCAUUGAACGCAUGGCCGGGGGGGACCAGGGCGGAGAGGGUGGCCGCACCGCUGGGAAUAGUACAACUGAUGAGGGGUACAGUGGCCAGGAAGAGGAGGAGGAAGAGGAGGAGCAGGAGGGAGUGAUAAAGCCGGUGUGUACGUUCCGCCAGGUGAUGGCGCUGUGUGCGGCUCGGCUAGCCAACCCAAGCUUGGUUCCAGAGCACUACCAGGCUGUCUGCAGGGCUCUGUUUGUCGAGACUAUGGAGCUGCAGACCUUCCUCAUCAAGAUCAGAGAUGCCAAGGAGAUGCUGAAGAAGAUCACAACAGAGGAAACUGUGGAAGACAGGUCUACAGCUGAGCUGGAUGCACUGAAACACAGAGACUGGGCACGUCUGUGGGUGCAGCUGAUGAAGGAGCUCAGGCAAGGAGUGAAGCUGAAGAAGGUGCAGGAGCAACCGUUCAACCCGCUGCCCACCGAGUUCAGCCUCACACCCUUUGAGAUGCUGAUGCAGGACAUACGAGCUCGCAAGUUCCAGCUGCGCAAAGUCAUGGUGGGUGGUGACAUUCCUACCAGAGUGAAGAGAAAUGCCCAUGAAUUGAUACUGGAUUUCAUCAGAUCAAGACCUCCACUUAAACCAGUUUCAGAGCGCAGCCUCCCCCCUCCUCCCCCGCAGCAGCAAUCCCUCCAUGACCAGGUCCUGGCUGAGAUCAAGCAGGAGAGAAAGCUCAGGCCUGUGGCCCUGCCCAACUCAAGACCAUUUGGCUCUCUGCCCUGCCUGGCUCAGACUUGUCCUUGUAAUGUCAAAUCUACUUCGUGCAUCGACCUGUCCGUAUCAGAGCCCGGGCCCAGGCCGCCAUCCCGCCCUCGCAUCCUGCUCAAGGCUCCAACUCUGGCUGAGAUGGAGGAGAUGAACAUAUCUGAGGAGGAGGACUCCCCAGACAACAGUGAGCUGAGGAGGGCAGAGAGCUCCCCCACACCUCUGAAAAGAGAUCGCUCCUUCUCAGAACACGACCUGGCCUUGCUCCGUGGCGAGAUCUUUCCUUCCCUCUCUGAGUCGGCCCAGCUGGGCGGAGCAGUCAGGCUAAGGGGUGAGAGGCCUCGGUCCAGGACGCUGACCGGCGCCAGGCCGCUUCCUAAUCACAGAGCUUCCUUCCCAGUUCAUGGCUGGGUGCCGCCCUCUCCCGCCCGCCUGUCUCUGAGUUCAGUCGACGAGACCACAGAGGGAUCAGAAACGAUGUCUGGCUCCAGAGGUGGAGACGAGCACCAGUGGAUGGAGGAGUUCAGCCACCCUGUGGAGAGUCUCGCCUUAACAGUGGAUGAGGUCAUCAACGUGCGCCGAGUGCUGGUCAAAGCAGAGAUGGAGAAGUUUCUUCAGAGCAAAGAGCUCUACAAUAACCUGAAGAGAGGCAAGGUUUGCUGCUGCUGCAAAGUGAAAUUCCCUCUCUUCUCAUGGCCGUCUACCUGCUUACUGUGUAAAAGAUCUGUCUGCGGCUCCUGCAGUGCAAAGAUGAAGAUUCCCUCUAAGAAGAUGGCCCAUAUUCCUGUGUACACUGUAGGCUUCCACAGCACUCCAAAGAGCCAUGGAUACAAAAGCCAAGUCUAUAAGUCCCUGCGCAGCUUAUCCCGCCGCUCAGUAGAGGAGGAGUUCCCCCACCUGUAUGCUCACGGCUGCACACUGCGCGACAUCUGCGCUGAAUGUACCAAAUUCAUCGCCGAUGUCAUUUCCUCCAGCCGCCGGAGCCUGGACAUCCUCAACAACACUCCCAAGAGGGAGGCCAAAACUGCUGCUGCUCAGAGACCACAGCUGCAACGUCAGUCCCACCUCGAGACUUGUCCUCAACCACACCCUCCCCAACCUGACCCUCAGUGUCACCCUCCACCUUACCCACAGUCACAGUGUCACCCCCAGCUCCCUCCCCAGUCCCAUCAUCAACAGCAGCGGCUUCAUGCGUCAUCGCCAUCUCCUUCGCCGCAGCUCCACACCAAGACCAUCAACAAUGUGAACUACACUACUACACUGUGCACACACACACACGCGCAGAAAAAGUAGGGUUCUUAAAGGGUUCUAGUGGUUACGUGCACAUCAGUAAUGACUCAAAGAGCCAUCUGAUUGGUUCAAAUAAAUAGAAAUAAUGAGUGAGAAUACAUAAUUCAGUGAGGGUCCUUCUUUAAAUAUUGCUGGGUUGGAGCAUUAAAUGCGUUAUUUAACGGUUACCUAAAAAACAUUUUCUGGAGCUGUGUAGAACCCUUUGUAGUAAAACUCUAGCGACUCUAAACCACCAUCACCUCACCUAUCAUCCAGUCCCCAACUACAUUAUCUUCCAUAUACCACCAUGUCACCCACAAACACACACACAUGCACAGAGCCCCCCCUCAUCACUUUAUAAGGUUUGACUAAGAAGCAGUUCUGCCUUAUCUACAGCACCAUGACUUCACUCCCUGAUGCUCACAGCUGCUGGAAGGCAAGCAUAUGGGAGGAGAAGGCAGAUGAGGAAAGUACUGGUGGUUGGGGGAGUAUACACUGUGAGAGAGAAGGUAGAGGUAGAGUUGGGUGGUGUUAGUUUGAGGAGGAAUAAAACUGCGCGGCAUAGAGUCAACAUGUAACCCUAGCAUUUUAGCUCUCUGUGGUUGCCUUGUUUUUGUCAUGAAUGUAACUUAGAGACACAGAAACAGAAUUGUAAAAUUAUAAGCUUGUACACAGCAUAAUAACAUUUAUUUUUAAGCAUCCAAAAGGGGAUUUGUAAUGAGUGGCUGCUGCAUAACAAGGCCUCUUUGCAUUUUAGGCAUGCCUGUAAAGUCCCAGGUACAGCUGGAUGAGGUAUGAUAGUGGCGACACUGUGAAUGUAAUGGGGUAAAGCUGCAGACUGCACCUUUAACUGACGCAGCAUAAUGAUGCUGAUGUGAGAAGAGCAGAUGAAACUCCCGCCUCUCUCACUCCCCAUGGACGCUUGCAAUCUGCUCUGGUUUUGUAAACACUAAGUAAACCUCAACUGCAAUAAAAUCUAAUGACAAACACGA